GUGAAUAAGUUUUAGUGUAGUAUAUGCUCAAAAAGAAUCAAAAUUUAAAAAAAGAAGAAGACCUUAAUAACUCGAUAAAAUAAUAACAAAAAAUAAUUGAAAGUAUACUUGUAUAAAGACCGAGACACUAUUGACAAUUUACAAUAUACACUAAUUUAUAGUUGCAAAUAUAAAAUUUAAAUGGCAGAAUUUAUAUUAACUUCGACGUUGAUCAGUAAUUAUAUAAAAAAUAAAAAUUCUAAUGCCCUCAGAAAAUGUUUUCAAGCACUUGUAGACCGAAAACACGUAAAAUUAGAUAUUUCCGUCUUAUCAUUAAUACUAAAAUAUGAACUUCUUGUGGAUUUAGACGGUUUAAGUCCCGAUUUAUCGUCAGCAUUACCGUACAUGCUGGUUUUUUAUAUUAGAAAUUGGCCAGGAUGGCAAAAAAGUAAAGAAUACUAUAGCGGUAAAUUGAAUUUUAGAGAUUGGUUUACAAAAUUCAGGGAAUAUAUAAUGUUUAGAUUAAAUUAUCUCAUACAUCAUGGGUAUGCAGCUGUUUUAAAUUGCAUAACCGAGGAGCGAAAAGAUGAAUUUAAAAAAAAUUCAAAUAACUUUGUGGAUAAAGAAGUACAAACUGAACUAUCAGAAGCAACAAUUGAUAUAGCACCAUUUGCCAUUAAUAUCCAAUGUCCUCCCAAAAUGUUGAGUUCAUUCGUUUUUUCAGAUGUCGAAGAUGACAUAUUACUAAGCCAGCACCAAUAUCACCCUUGGUAUCCCAUAGCAAUAAAGGAUCUCAUAAAUUGGCCUCACGUAGCUGUGGAAUUUAUUAGUCCUGAAUUAUCUUUUAAAAGAUACAAUAAAAGUCAAUACAGAAGAUUUGUCAAUUUCACUGAUUGCCAUACCGAUCAGGACUUUUCUCCAAAAGUAGAAAAGAUAGAAAUUAUCGAUCCCCGCACGGAAAGGGAAUGCUACACUCUUAGUUUAUUGAUAAUGUAUGCCCAGCAGUUUAAUGAUUUAUUACAAAAGUUACCAAAAAUAUCCAAAACUAAACUUGAUGCUAUAAAACUUAUUUUGGAAGCAAUGUUAGCUGAUAUAUAUGAAAUAGGUAGAUUAUUAGGUUAUAAAAAUUCAGACAUGACCAUAGCCACAAACACUUCCGUUUUAUUCAACAUAGGACAGAGUUCUUAUAUAAGAAACAAAAAACUUAACAGGGGGAAACCAGCUGAAAAUGGAAAUGCCAGAGAGGUGGGUUAUUGUGAAAUGUUUAUUCCGAAAAUAGACUUCCAGAUGAAUUUCUUCAAAGGUACACAAGAUAACACCUCACCGACGAUUUCUUUCGUCUUUUUAAACAAGAUACAAAAAAUGAUUGAAAGUAAUAGUAAAGAUGUACAAGAGUCAAUAGAACCAAUAAUAACUUUCAAGUGCCUUUUCUGUGAUGUCAUAUAUGAUAGAUAUGAAAUGUUAAUAACACAUUUUUCUGUAUGUCACGGAAUGGAACCUAAUCUUGUAUGUGCAAAAUGUUGCAGAGCCAUGAGUUUGAGUUUCCUCGCACAAGCUAGGUGGAAGCAUUCAUGUCAAUCAGUAACCCAUUAAUUCAUAUUGUUCAUUUAUUUUUUUUAUAAUAUGAUUUAUAAAGUAUUUUGUUAUUAUUUCACUAAUUAGUUUUCAUCCAUACAAACUUCAUGUUUUUCACAAUAAAGUUUUAUUAAUAAAAA
This is a messenger RNA of Diorhabda carinulata, 1694 nucleotides long. RefSeq lists its product as uncharacterized. Bases 181 to 1572 code for a protein of 463 amino acids. The transcript is spliced from 4 exons. The record is from RefSeq and is a predicted model, not a curated record. Lineage: Eukaryota; Metazoa; Arthropoda; Insecta; Coleoptera; Chrysomelidae.